This is a messenger RNA of Eimeria acervulina, 8985 nucleotides long. RefSeq names its product helicase, putative. Gene Ontology annotation, molecular function: ATP-dependent chromatin remodeler activity; ATP binding. Bases 1 to 8985 code for a protein of 2994 amino acids. Lineage: Eukaryota; Apicomplexa; Conoidasida; Eucoccidiorida; Eimeriidae. The record is from RefSeq and is a predicted model, not a curated record. The transcript is spliced from 16 exons.
AUGGGGCCCCCAGGGGCCCCUGGCAGCCAACUCGCAGCAAAGGAGUCGUUGGGGGCCCCACAGGAGGGAGCAACGGACAGCCCACCAACUGCAGCAGCAGCAGCAGCAGCAGCAGCAGCAGCACGGAAUACAAGAACAUCAGUAGCAGCAGAAGCAUCUGCAGCGGAAGCCACUGCAGCAACAGCAGCAGCGCCAGCAGCAGCAACAACAACACCGCCAGCACUAGCAGCAGCAGCAACAGCAGCAGCGCAGCGAUUGCCAGGCCAGCAUGCGGAGACCCCGGCUGAGCUUUUGGGGUCGGAGGCUCGGCAGCAGCAGCAGCAGGAAGAGCAGCAGCACGAACAGCAGCAAGAGGAAGGGCAGCAGCAGCAUGAACAGCAGCAGCAGAAAGAGCAGCAGCAUGAGCAGCAGCGUCUGCAUGCAACUCGACAGCAGCAGCAGCAGGUAAAGAAGCAGAGGCGGCGGCAGCAGCCAAGGCAACAGCGUUCAGUGCUUCAGAGGCUGCUGCAGCAGCUGGAUGAGGCGGGUGAUGCCCCCAGCAGCGAUGACAGCAGCCGCAGGAUCUCCAAGGAGCAGCAGCAACAGCAGCAGCAGCAACAACAACUCGCAAAGAGGAAGGCGCUUCUACGGGCAGCAGCAGCUUCCGCUGCUGCGACAGGGCUGGAGUGUCUGUACACCUGGAGGCCCUUUCAUGUUGUUGCUGAUAGGGCUCCUGCUGCUGCUUGUUCGUGCUGCAGCGCCACACCCCGCCGCCGCCUGAGGCGCCCAUAUUUGCAGCAGCAAGAAGAUGUAGCAGUAGCAACAGCAGCAGCAGCUGCUGCUUUAGCUGCUGCAGAUGACGCACACGAAGCCGCAGUACCCGCAACACCAGGAGCGGGGACGGAACCGGCUGUAACAGCAGCAACACCAGCAGCAGCAGCAGUGGCAACACCAGCAGCAGAUGUGCAGGGGCUUGCAGCAGCAGAUGACGUUUCCACAGGAGUUGUUGCAGAGGAAGAAGGUGAAGCAGCAGCAGCAGCAGCAGAUGCUGAGCAGCACAGUUGCAGCUGCCCCCAUUACUUCGGAGCCCUAUUGGAGGCCCGAAGCUCCAGCACUCUCCGGUUGUCUCUUGUUGCUGCUGAACCGCCUGUAGGCUCGGCUGAUGCAGCAACAGCAGCAGCAGCAACGGCAGCAGCAGCAGCAAACGCAGCAGCCUCAGAAGCAGCAAACGAGAGCGGUAGCCCAACGCGAACGCGUACAGGCCUUAGAAGUGCUGCUUCGCAAGAAGCAGCAGCAGUGGCUGCUGUUGCUCCUCGUGCUGCUACACGUCUUGCCGCUAACGCUGCUGCAGGUGCUGCUGCUCGAGCAGUUGCUGCUGCUCCGCGAGUUGCUGCAGAGGGUAUUCUGCGGGCAGAUGCGGCAGCGCGGAGUUUGGGUGAAGAUUUGCUGCAGGUAUUGACAGCUAAGAGGCAGCUGCUGCCACUGUGCCUGCGCGCUGUUGUGCUUCGCGCUGCACCUCCUGCUGCUGCUGCUGCUGGUGCUGCUGAUCCUGUUGAAGCGGUUGAGUCUGCAGAGGAUACAGAGGAUACAGCAGCAGCAACAGCUGCUGCUGCUGCAACGAGCAGCAAGCGAAGGCCCUCAGUGCGACGGAAGAGGAAUUCAGCAGCUGCUGAAGAUCUUGUUGAAGGGCUUAUACCCAUCAGCAGCAGCAGCAGCAGCAGCAGGAAGUGGAUGUGGCUGGUUGAAGUUUCUCUUUGCCUAAUGACGGGCUGCUGCGGCUCCCCUCGCGAUGCGCCCCCAGUCUUCUCAGAAUGCAGAGCAAAAGCUGCACAGUGGCUAUUCGGGCGGAUGUUAGGCCAGACUUCGCUGCUGCCAGCGGCAGAAACUGCAGCAGCAGCAGCAGAAGCAGCAGAAGAGGGAACAGCAACUCCUCGGCGCUUCUUCGUGAGCCCUUCCUUUAUAUACAACCUGGUAUCUCAGAGGCGCUUCCUGCAUGUGCAGCAGCAGCAGCAGCACGCCCGAAGCAGCAGCAGCAGCAGCAGCAAGCGAAGCACUGCGUUUGGUGAAGUGGAGCUGCUGCCCCCGCCUGGGCUGCGAUGCCGACUGCGGCCAUAUCAGCAGCGAGCUGUUCUCUUUGCCCUUUACAGAGAGUGGCGAGCCCUUCUUAACAGCAGCAGCAGCAGCAGCGGCAGCUGCAGCAGAAAUACCAGAGGGGAGUGUGGCGUUGAAGACCUAGGGCCGCAGCAGCAGCAGCAGCUGACCGCGCUGCAGCAGCGGCAGCAGCACAUGAAGCAGCAGGUUAAUCUGAUGUGGCACAAGGUGCUGCUGCCUUCUGCUGCUGCUGUGUGGGUCAAUCAGACUACUGGCCAGGUCGCUGUUUGUUCGCAAACAGCAGUAGCAGCAGCAGCAGCAGCAGCACAUGCCACUCCAGCAACAGCAGCUGCAACGAUAGCAGCAACUGCUGUUCCUGCACCGGCCGCAUCAGCAACGUCAGUGGGUGCACCAUUCGAGUCAGCACUCGCAGCAACAGCACCAACUGCCGCAGCAACAGCAGCACCAGCAACAACAACAACAGCAGCAGCAGCAGCAGAUGAAGAGGCGUGUGUGGGGUUUGAGGUGCCUGGUGGUUUGCUGUGCGAUUCGAUGGGCCUGGGGAAGAGCGUAGAGGUGAUAGCCCUCAUGCUGGCGAACCCGAAACCCCACAGUGCUGCUGCUGCAGCCACAGCAGCAACAGGAGAAGCAGCAGCAACAAUAGCAGCAACAGCAACAGCAGCAACAGCAGCAACAACAGCAACAGGAGCAACAACAGCAGCGGCAACGGGAGCGAUUUAUUGUUGGGGAGAUUCGAUGCCCCCUGACUCUCUUAUUUGCUGCAUCUGCGCUGCUGACACCUUGGGGCCCCUUUGCCUCAAGGGGAGCCGCCGGUGGGCCCCGCGGCCUGCUGCUCGAGGCCUCCGCAAGCAGAAUCAGGAGCAGCACCAACGGCAGCAACGGCAGCAGCAGCAACAACAACAACAAGAGUGUUCGCUGCUGGCAGUCAUCCAGUGCUGCUGCUGCUUAGCCUUCUCCCACGUCUUCUGUGUUGCUGAGUUUUUAGGUGCUGCUGUUGCGGUGCCUUUCACCUGCCCUUUUUGCUGCGCAGAGCAGCAAGAGGCUGCUGCCUGCAGCAGCAGCAGCAGGACCGGCAGCAGGAGCGGCAGCAGCAGCAGCACCACCACCGCCGCCAGUAGCAGCAUCGUCACGACCAGCAGCAGCAGCAGCAGGAGCAGCAGCGAGUUGCCGCAGGCUCGGGGAACCCUGCUUGUGUGCCCCGCAGCAAUCGUAGGCCAGUGGAGACGCGAGGUGUCUGUACACUCGGGGCCUCCCCUCAAAGUUGCAGUAUACCCCGGCCUCAAGGCAGCCAGGACCGCCCUCGCUAACACUGUGGCAGGACUUGCUCGUGCUGAAGAGAAAACAUUUAGCGCGUCAAGGGGCCCCACUUCGUCUUCCCGGCGUGCCGGCCGGGGGCCUCCAGCAGCAGCAGCAGCAGGAGCAGGUGAGGGGGCUUCCUUACAGGGGCCACGUAGCCUGUCAGUGCCCCCCGCUGCUGUGGUGGCCGCUCUAGGGGGCCCCCCCGAGGGCCCCCACGUGCUGCUGCAGCAGCUGCUAGACUAUGACAUUGUAAUAGUGCCCUUUGAGGCGCUGCAGCAGGAGGUUUGGUUCGCCCCGCCUCUCAGCCUCACCAGCAGCAACAGCAGCAGCAGCAACAGCAGCAACUGCAGCAGCAGGAUGGCCUUGCGUGGCACGAAGCGCUACCGCAAACUCUUCUCCCCCAUCUUAGGAAUUCGCUGGUGGCGGCUUGUUAUUGAUGAGGCACAGCUGGCAGGGGGUUUCAGCGGAGCGGCACGAUUGUGCCACUCCAUUGAGGCUGUACACCGGUGGUGCGUCUCGGGUACUCCGCUGUUAGACGAGUUGGCUGGAGAGGGGCCCCCGGGGCCCCCGGGGCCCCAAAGGGGGGCCCCCCAGGCCCCACGGGGUUCUCUAUUACCACGUGAAUUAGCGGGACUCCUUGCAGCGCUGCGCCUCUCAACAGAUUGCAUCUAUCACUCGUCGCCUGCCCUCCUUCAGCGGGCUUUCCAGGGCCUCUCGUUGCCGCUGCCGCAGAGCGCCCUAGAGGAUGACCACAGCAGCAGCAGCAGCAGCAGCAGCAGUAGCAGCAUUAUAGAGGCGCGUGUGGGCCCCCGAUGGGGCAUCACGGGCUUUGCCUUAAACGCUGCUGUCGAUGUGUUGACACCUUUGAUGUGGAGGACAGAAAUGAGCGAGGUGUCUGAGGAGCUCGGGGUACCUCCUCCUAUUGUGCAUGAUAUUUGGGUAGAGUUGGGGCCCGUCGAGCGCUUCUUUUAUCAGCGGCAGCAGCGCGCUGUGGCGCAGCGUGUGCUGCGGCUUUGCAGCAGGCAGCAGCAGCAGCAGCAACAGCAGGAGCAGGCGGAGAGAGGGCGUCGUGGCGGGGUUGUCGGUUGCAGCAAGACAGCAGCAGCAGCAGCUGCUGCUGCUGCUGCCGCAGAUAGUAAGGCCCGCGUUGCUGCUGCGCUGUCUUCUCAAAUGGCGGCAAUGCUGCUGGUGCUGCGGCAGGCAGCAAACCAUCCGCAGCUGGGGGCUUUGGGCCUCAGCAGCCGCCGCAGCAACAGCAGCAGCAGCAGCAGCAGCAGCAGCGCCGGCACCCGCAAGACAGAUGGUUUAGAGGGAGUGGGGCGCUAUAUGUCAAUGGAUGAGGUCCUCUGUCGCCUCCUUGGAGAUGCCCGAGUCGAGCUGGAAGAGGCAUUGCGAGCGUACUGCGCUGAGGUAAACGGCGUCGCUGGUCUCUCGCUGCUGCAGGGGAGACCUGCUCGCGCUGCUCUUCUUUACCUGCACGUGCUGGAGCUGUCGAGGCGCUCGGUGGGGGGCCCCGAGUUAAGGGGGGCCCUUCUGCAAUAUUUAGGGGGCCCCCAGGAGACUGUGGGGCCCCUUAUUAUGGGCCCCAGUCUUCUGCACCCUCUGAAAGCAGCGGGGCCCCACAUCGACAAACUGCAGCAAAUUCAUGCGGCCUUCAACCUGUACCAGACCCUGUCCGGGGGGCCCGUGAGGCCCCCCAGCAGCAUCAGCAGCAGCAGCGGCAGCAGAAUAGACGGCAGACAGGAAGCGGAUGUGAUUUUGGAUCUCAGUGACGCUGCGGCUGCGGCGUCAACAGAGCCGCCAGCAACGACACCAGUGGCAGCAGCAGCAGCCACAGCAGCAGCAGAAGCAAAAGACAGUUCGGAAGCAGCAUCUUCUUCCCUGGUAGAGGUGGGAUCUGCCCCAGGAGUAUCAGGAGCAGCAACAGCAGCAGCACAAGCGGAAGCAAAGAUUGAUGCGGCAGCAGCCUCUUCCUCUGCAGCAGAGGCGGAAUCUACCUCAGCAGCAGCAACAGCAGCAACAGCAGCAGCAGCAGCAGCAUGGGAUUUGUUUCAGCGUUUGCGCAGCGAGUACGCCUCUAAGGCUGUAGGGGAGUUGGUGAGAGCGCGCGAGGCCUUUCGCUUUCGUUUUGCAGAGACAGAGAAAUUCAGAAGUGAGAGGGUUUUAGUUUGUGCGGGGAAAAAGGGGCCCCCAAGCAGGACCCAAGGGGCCUCCUGCAGCACCAAACGCACCCAGGGUGCAGCAGCAGAUCAGAGGAGCCCCCAGGGAGGAGAGGAGGGCCCCCUGAAAGGGAAUAGGGGCCCUCUAAAAGGAGACGGGGCCCCCAUGAAAGAGGAUGGGGGCCCCCUGGAAGGGGAGGGGGGCACCGUGGAAGGAGAGGGUCCCCCUCCGCAAGGGCAUAACCCUCAUUUAAACACUGUUCAGUGCGACGUUGAAGAGGGGCCCCGUACGGCGCUGCAGCAGCUGCUGCAAGCUGAAGAAUGGAGAAAGAAAAUGGGAGGGGGGCGGUGGUUUGUAGCUCUCGCGGGCCUCGAAGAAGAACGCAGUAGAGCCCUAGCAUCCAGAGUGCGUGAGGAGCUGUUCAACAUGCGCAGCAGCAGCAGCAGCAGCAGCAGGGAGGAGCGCUGGGGCUGGCCGCUUGCUGCUGCAGGUUCAGGAAAGAAGUUUCAUUUAGGGGGCGUCUCCAGUUGUCGGGGUCUUGUGGCUGCGCUUGAGGUGGCUUUAGAUGAGCUCGAUUGCAAAAGAGAAGACCUCAUACGCACGUUGGAGUCGCUGGAUCACGGAGGAAACCCUUCCCCGGAGCUGCAAGCAGCAUUUGGGUCGUGUCCCCGCUGCAACGAGUUGUUUCAGGCAGACCUGCUGCAGCUGCAGCAGCAGCAGCAGCAGCAGCAGCGGGGCAGGAGUCGCAACCAGCUCAGCAGCCUAUACCUGCCGCAGCAGCAGCAGCAGCAGCAACUGGGAAGCGCCUCUUCGCCGCGCAAACGUAGAAAGAAGGGGCGAGCGGAGGAGCGAUUGACGGGCAGUCUUUGUUUCCACUGCAUAGCGGCCCAGCAAAUCACCGAUUUGCAGUCCUGUCUCUACAACCGCGUUUCGAAAAACCUCGACGCUGUCACUGCUGACCCUACCAGUCUUAGCAUUGAGGGCUACCACCACUUUGGAGACAGCGAAUUGCUGCGGUGUCUCCAGCUGCUCUGCAGCUUCACUCGAAGAGACAGCAGCGGGGCCGGCGUUCUUUGGGGGCCCCUGGCAGCAGCAGCAGAAGUUCAUCUUAAGGAGCUUGAAAGCCUAAAGAGAGAGUUGUCUGCUGCUGGGGCUUAUCUGUUAGGAAGCCGAGGGGUUUUGUCUGCUUUUGAUGAACUCCGCAUGUCUGUCGCUCGAUUCUUCUUAAAGACAACAAACAACACAUCCUGCUUCCCUGCUGCUCCUGCUGCUGCUGCUCCAGCUGCUGGUUCAUCUGCAGCAGCUGGUACGGCAGCAGCAGCAGCAGUGCCAGAAGAAGUGGAGGCAGCAACAGCAGCAGAGGCACCGCAGCCGGGCACACCCGCUGCGGCCACAGCCGCAGCAGCAGCUGCUGCUGCAGCGCCGGUGCAGCCAGAACCUGCACUAGCAGCAGCAGCAGCGAGAGCAGCAGCAGCAGCAGCAUGGUCAGCAGAGGCGUCUUUGCGGCAGGAGCUGCUGCAGCAGCGAUGCGGGUUGGGCCCCUUGGAGGUGUCUGUUGUCUCCUCUGAGUUGCUGUCUGCUUUGCAGUUUUCUAGAGACCGCAUUGUUGUUUGUUUUACUCGCCAUCAAUACCUCAAGGGACUAAAAGACAAACAAACCAGCAAAAUGAAGCAGCAAACUCCUGCUGCUGCUGCUGCUGCUCCUGCUGGGGAGGUGUCUGCGGAGCCGUCUGCAGCAGCGGGGAGUGCUGCUGCUGCAAAUGCUGCUGCUGCAAAUGCUGCUACAAAGGAGGACCCCUUGAAAGCAGCAGCAGCCGAAGAGGGAGGGGUUGACGGAAGAACCCCUGAAGCAAUUGAGAGGGCAUCAAGAGCUGCUGCUGCUGCGGUGUGCAGGCAGCAGAAGCAGCAGCAGCAGCACCAAGAGUGUGAGGAGCAGCAGAACGAAAGGCAAGGGCAAGAGCAGCAGUUGCUGGGACAGCAAUCUGUUGUCAAGGCGGAAGCUGAACAGCAAAAGCAGCAGCAGCAACAACAACAACAGCAACAAGAGCAGCCACAGCAGCCGCAGCAGCUGCACACGCAUCAUCAGCAGCAGCAGCAGCAAGAGGAAGAGGAGCCUCAGCGGUGUCCUAUUUGUCUGCAGGGGCUGCAUGCAGGCGACUGUGUGGUGGUGCUGCCUUGUGGGCAUUCGAUUUGCUUCGUGUGUUUGCAGAAGUUGCAACAGAAGCAGCAGAAGCAGCAGAAGCAGCAGCAACAGCAGCAGCAGCAGCGGCAGCAGCAGAAGGGGCCUCUGCUCAGGUGUGCUAUCUGCCGCCACGGGUUCAACCCUUCGGGUGCAGCUCUUGUUACCUCUGCUGCUGCUGCUUCCUCUGAAGCCCCAACAAUGGACACACAGCAGCAGCAGCAGCAGCAGCAGCAACAGCAGCAGCAGCAGCAAGGGCCCUCUGACGACUCGCACACUCCUUCGCCCGAUCGCGAGUUCAGGAGUAUCGAUCAGGUGAAGGGGUCCAGCCCUUCCGGCCUACACUCAGCAAAGUUUGAGGCUGUGAUAAAUAAAAUAGUUGAAAUUGUUAGAGGGGUGAACAGCAGAGAGACAACAGAGACACUCCGAGACAAACGGCCAGCGGCAGCAGCAGAAGAAACUGCUGCAGCAGCCCCAGCAAAGAAAAGGCAUCUCCCUGCUGCUGCUGCUUCUGCUGCAGAGCAGCAGCAGCGGAGACAACAAGGGACGGACGAACAAGACGAGCGACAGCAGCAGCAAGAAGAAGGGCAAGAGCAGCAACAGGACCACCAGCAGCCAGGGGAGCAGCAGCCAGAGCAGCAGCAGCAGCAGCAGCAGCAGCACGGAAAGGGAGAAAAGGUGUUCAUUGUGAAGGACAGCGUGGAGCAACGAAUCGCUCAGCUGCACAAAACCCGCAUCGCCUCCAAAACACCCAGCGAAGCCCUUCUUUGCGAGCGGUUGUCUUUGGAAGACCUUCACGAGCUGCUGCAGAUUGGGGGAAGAAAAGCAGCAGCAGGCGCUGCAGGUACAACUUCGCCUGCUGCUGCUGCAGCGGCUGCUGCUGCUCGGGCCGAGGCUCCCGCUGCAGCAACAGCAGCGGCAGCAGCAGCUGCAGCAGAAGCCUUCUGUGGGGAGCGUACUCUAGAGCACCUAACAGAAGCACAAUCAAUACAAGAGGCAACUGCAGAAGCAACAUUAGCAGAAGCAGCAGCAGCAACAACUCCAGGCGUAAUGCCGGCAACAGCAGCAGACCUUCCAGAUGCAACGCCAGCAACCGCAGCAGCAGAAGCAGCAGCAGCACGGAGCUCGGCGCGGCUGUUGCUGCGUAGGGUUGAGGAUUCACAGGAGAAAGAAGGGGAAGCUCUAUGGAAUGAAGCAGCAGCAGCAGCAGCACAAGACAAAGCGGAGACGCUGCAGUCUUUCCUUGGCGACUUCUAG